Messenger RNA from Scaptodrosophila lebanonensis, 936 nucleotides. Its product is annotated as nucleoplasmin-like protein. Gene Ontology annotation, biological process: chromatin remodeling. Gene Ontology annotation, cellular component: cytoplasm; nucleoplasm; nucleolus. Bases 98 to 568 code for a protein of 156 amino acids. Lineage: Eukaryota; Metazoa; Arthropoda; Insecta; Diptera; Drosophilidae. The transcript is spliced from 3 exons. Gene Ontology annotation, molecular function: RNA binding; chromatin binding; histone binding. The record is from RefSeq and is a predicted model, not a curated record.
UUUCGCCGUACAUCCCUAGCUACCAUUUUGCAAAAGUUUUUGCUCAACACGUGUUCGGCGCUCGUUUUAUUAAGUUAAAAGGCAUAAAAUCAUUAAUAUGGCUGAUGAAUUUUUCUAUGGUGUUACCUUAACUGGUGAAAACAGCAGCGUCACCUGGGAUGUUGUGUCCGAUGAGGAUUAUGUACGGGGACAGAAGUUAGUAAUCAAACAGAUUUUGCUGGGCGCCGAAGCCAAAGAGAACGAGUUCAAUGUGGUUGAGGUCCACACAGUGAAGGACUCUGUCCAGAUACCCAUUGCCGUGUUGAAGGCCGGCGAAACCCGUGCCGUCAAUCCCGAUGUGGAGUUCUACGAGUCUAAGGUGACGUUCAAACUCAUCAAAGGCAGCGGUCCCGUCUACAUACACGGCCAGACCAUCAGAGACGAUGUCGAGCCCGUCGACAUGGAGGAGGAGGACGAGGAUGACGAUGUGGCCGAUUUGGGCGAUGACGAUGAAGAGGAAAAUCCCAAAAAGCGGGCCAAAAUUGAGCAGAACGCCGAUGGCAAAAAUGCCAAGAACAAGAAGAAGUAAAGGCCACAGUCCCGGCCACAGAUCGAAGUAUAAGCUAUCCUGUAGAUUGUAAACAGUUUUAGGCCCGGGUACGUGCUGUGCAGAGCGCGUACCUAUCCAUAUACAAUAUAUACGUUAUGUAAACCUUCAAGCUAUGUUUAGUUCCUCACUCUACGUUUCUAAACUACAGACUCACACAGACAGAUACAUUUAAAAGCGGAAUCGAUCUGAAUCUUAACAUUUAAGCUGACCUCUUACGCGUAAAAUGAUAUCUAAAAACGAAGCCCAUUUUAAGUUUCUGAACUACAAUUGAGACCGAAGAUUUAUAUAACGCUAUUUGGAACACACAUUUGUAUAUAUCAAAUACAUACAACUACAACUAAGCCAAA